GAGGCAUGCAGACGACAAGUCCUAGAAAAAACACGCAUACACCUACAAAGCAACAAUGAAGUGCUUUCUUGUUAUGAAUCUUUUGAAUGAUCCGAUAUUUGUUGAUUUUGACCCAAAGUUUGCGGCCUUCAUCAACAAAAGAGCUGCAGACUUGGAAAUGCAGGAGAGCCCGGCAUCAAAUACAAGUCAUGUGGACACAGCUAUCAUCAUGCAGUUGUUUUCACCAUUAGUUCUUUCUCAGUCUCCACUGUCCAGCCAGCUCCAGAAUCCCUGCACACAUAUAUUGUGUCCAAAUGGAUUGCUCAUUGUAUUUAAAAAGGUUGAUGAUGUGCAGUACAUUGCAAUCAAUGGAGAUGGAUCUGAAACUGUGGAAUUUUUACAGAGGAAAAUUGCUGUUUUCGUUAGAUUGAGCAGAUUUCUUUUUGGUCCCAUCUACACAGAAGCGUACAGUUCACCUGUUGAGGAGAAGGAAGCACGAUGGAAUUUUUUGAAAAGUCUUCUCAAAACAUGGAUGCAUUUGGCUUCUUCAGACCAAACAUUUCUUGCGGAGGCUUUAGAAAGACUGCAUGUUAACCAAAUGGUGAGUGAGAAAUGUGUGGAACUUCUAGAAAGAGCAGUCCGGAAGGUUCAAGUCUCUUCUGACCAUCCAACCCAGCAUGCAUUUCUGCUUGUAAAUACCAAGCUUCUUGCACUCUAUUCUAAGCGGGGUUCCUUUGAGCUUCAGCCUGCAGACAUCCUUUUGACCAUCUUGCUUGCACAAGACAUUUUUCCUUCAACAGACAAAUUGGAAGAUUUGAUGGCUUUGGCUCCAUCAUAUCCUGCUCAUGAACGGCAACACCAACCACGAAAAUCCACUCGACAGUCUAUGCCACUUGUUCCAGCAGAUGGUGAUAAGAGUGAAGAUGGCGAAGAAGAGUAUCACAGUGCCCCAACCACUCCAUCGGAUAAUAGGUCCCACACUCCACACACUGACAAAGAUGCAAGAUCACCAGUUCCCAGUGAUGUGGCUGCUGCUGCUGUAGUUAGAUCUGCUGCUGCACUUUUGGCAGGGAAGGUUUGGAAAGAAGUUGGGACAUCUGAUGAUGAUAUGGAUGAGAGAUCUGCCAUGCCUUCUGGAAAGAAUGUCCCCAUUGUUGCUGCAGUCAUAAACUCUGCUGCUGCUUUUUCGGAUGGGGAUAGUGACAAAGAAGAAAGAAACCCUAACAGAGUUGCUGCAAGUGGGAACAAUGAGAGUAUCAGAGAUGCUAAUGGAGACACACAUAUGAUGACAGAUGUGACAAGUCAUAAGUCUGCUUCCUUAGAAAACAAGGGGUCUCAUGGUAGCUCAGUGGUGGAGACUGAUGCUGGCUAUCCUUCCCUAUCUCCCCAUAACUACACCACUUUUCCAACCAAAUUUGGGACAUCAUAUUCUCAGCAAGAAAGUCUUCUCAGGAGUUCACAUUAUCUUCCUGAAGAGAGGCAAAGAAGCAACAGUAGCAGUCAUGGCUCUGUGCCCUACACUGAACAGAGCUCAUCAAUUCCGGAGGAAACAACAACCGCAGGGAGUGGAUCUCAUAGUGGCAGAGAGCAUUCAGCUCAAACAAGUGCAAUUGGUACCACAGACAGGGCAACUUACUGGCCCCAUACAGUAUUUUUGCAGACUGCCUUAUCCCUGUAUGCACCUCACACUCUGCAUUGUGCCCAGAUUUUGCCUGGCAUCAUUCUAGUUGUAGUUUCACAGAAUAGCCGACACACUAUGGCAGACCCCUUGUCACAAGUGCAUGGCAUUAUACAGGAUGUGAUGCAGGGUCGCAGAGAGAAACUGAAUCAUUCUCAAAGUCUUCAUGUCUAUGAUGUUAUUCUGUCUCUCUUGAACAAAGUGCACCAGUGGGUCAAAAAAACUGUGGGAAGGAUGAAAACUGUGAGCAGUGAUCUACAGGCUCGUUGGGAAAGAGAAGAGAUGAAGACUAGAUUUGUCAGAUACUUGGAACAAGAAACCAACUUACCUCUUCCGCCUGAUUUAGAUUCCGCACUGACUGAAUUUCAAAAACGCUUGAAAGACCUUUUCCAGCAGCUGUUUCUGCUUCCAUCAUCAGCAUCUAGUGAUCAUAGCCUGUUUGUUAGUCGAUCCAUUGUGUCCAAAAUGAAAGUCUAUAUUCAAGAGGAGCUGAUGGACUACCGUGAUUACUUGAGUGUCAAAGCCCAGCGCAACAUCACUAUGACUUCAUAUCUAGAUGAUUUCCCAGGUCUCGUACAUUUCAUUUAUGUUGAUCGGCACUAUCAUCAGAUGAUGGCACCAUCCCUCAACAUCAUUUCAGACCAAGGCAAGAUGGAUGCUACAGUCUUUUUCAAGGAAAAGAUUUGGAACAUGUUCAGCUAUAUGAUGAAGAAGCUACAAAAGGGAUACACUACAGUUCUGAUGCGAGAUGGCGACUUUUAUUUCUCUUACUUUAUUUGGUUUGAAGACAGAAAUGGAAACCCACUGCCUGUACAGGAGCCUUAUAAACCAACACCAGACACACCAAUUCCUGGAAUAUUACCAGGAUCUUUCUACAGGCGUUUGGUGAGACAGUGUUUCCCUCUCAAUACAGAUGGGGAUCCACACUGCCAUGAGAUGUUUAUGAUGCACAUUGGACUAGUUACACCACAGUAUGUCGCCAUGCACUGCCGAAGGCUUGCAAAAAAAUUAUGGGAGAUGUCAGGGGAAGCCUUCACAUCUGUUAAUCUUCUUUGAUUUCUAGAAAAAUGAUGUAUUUUAUACACUGGUUGAAGGAGGCAGAUUUUGUGGUACUUUGUCUUUUCUGACAUCAUCCUUGUGUUGGACUUGUGAUUGUGUGUUUUUGUGAAAUCAUGCAUUUGGAAUGUGGUGCCUUUUCCAUUUUGAUGGCUUUGGUUCCUUUUUGAUAUGUGUCAUGGAGUGCAAAAUCUGCUACACACCUACAUCAUUUUGCUCUGUCAUCACCUUAUUUAGGCAUCACACUACCUUCUGUCAUUUGUGAAGGCCCUUGAGUUUGUCCAAAAGGAAGAAUAAGGUGCUGUAUAUAUAUUAUUUUUUUAUUAUUUUAUAUUUUAGAGUUAUAUGUGCCUUUGCCUAACAGGCUGAGGGGGAUGAACUGUUAAUGUCAUGGAUGCAUUUUGACAUCAGUGAUGAAUCUUGAAGUCUAUAUUCGACUUUGCUGCGUUUUUAUGAUUUUUAUCACUAAUGAUUUAUUAUUCUCCACUUAACAACAGUGCAGACUGAUCGGAUAUAUUUUCCACUCUUUGUUUGCUUCAGUGAAUCAUCUACCUUCUGCUGUUGACUGUAAUUUAAGUAGUUAACAUUCUUAUCUAGUUCUUGGUUUCUGCAGAUUUUUCCAAAAAUGUCUUUGCCAUUUAAUCUGUAGUGACCACCUAUUUCUAUCAGUUCUCAGCAAAAAUAUUCACAUUGUUCUUCAUUUUAGAUCAUUGACUGUGAUGUGUACAGUGUAAUGCACUAACCUGUUCGCCGGGAUAAUGUGCUACACAGGGGAUCUUUAUUAUUAUUAAGAGCUCAGAAAAUGUUUUUAGACAGCAAGGGAAAAUGAAUUUGUGACUUAAGAUUGGAAGCAGAAAAAUGUGAUCAGGUUACCUAGAUUUGUGAUCUCGCCACCCGUAAGCAAGAUUGUGUUUGUGAUCAAUACCACAUACAAACCAGUGAAAUAUAUGUUUGGCGUCAUGCCAUUAAUGGACAAUUCAAUGUUAAAUUACAUGUAUUGAUAUGUGACAAGACUUAUGUACCUGAGACUGUUCAUAUCUUAGAGUGGUUUCAGCAAAGCUACUUUCUCAACCAGUGUGAGUGGUGGGUGGGUAUAAUGUCUGCAUGUUUGGUGGGAGUUGGCACACAUACAUUUGAAUGAGAGAACGAGAUGGACAUGCGCAAGCAUUUCAGACUGAGAAAUGUUGCCCAGUGUAACUGUUUAAUAAAAUAUUCAGCAAUCUAGGCCUUUUAACAGUCACAUAUAUCUGUAAGCUGUAGGCUAAAUUGAGUUUACUUCAUUCCUUUUAGAAAAGGUCAAGGUCAUUCCCUUACCUUUUUAUGUUGGGGGGGGGGACAUUGGCAUUGAAGAUGCAGGUCUUACUGCAGAAGGAUAAUGCUCGGGAGUUGCAGAUAGGGUGUAGGCUGUUGAAAGCAUACCUGGCUUUGUUGAUGCGGCUUUUGAUUUCA
This is a messenger RNA of Pomacea canaliculata, 4162 nucleotides long. Its product is annotated as Hermansky-Pudlak syndrome 1 protein homolog. Gene Ontology annotation, biological process: vesicle-mediated transport. The record is from RefSeq and is a predicted model, not a curated record. NCBI's taxonomy places the organism in Eukaryota, Metazoa, Mollusca, Gastropoda, Architaenioglossa, Ampullariidae. Gene Ontology annotation, molecular function: guanyl-nucleotide exchange factor activity. Gene Ontology annotation, cellular component: BLOC-3 complex. The coding region runs from base 56 to 2713 and encodes 885 amino acids. The transcript has 16 exons.